Molecule: messenger RNA, 2448 nt
Organism: Pararge aegeria (speckled wood butterfly)
Lineage: Eukaryota; Metazoa; Arthropoda; Insecta; Lepidoptera; Nymphalidae
Exons: 1
Coding region: 24-2333 (769 amino acids)
Molecular function (GO): protein binding
Source: RefSeq, a predicted model, not a curated record
AUGCUCGAGUGCCUUAAGGCAAUAUGAAAGUCAAGCGGUGUCUAGACGUGAGGCUAAUAGCCUUGUGUACCACGUGCUUCUUACUCCCCGCCAUCGCCUGCCCCACCCAGUGCAUAUGCAAAUGGAAGAACGGCAAACGGUACGUCGAAUGCACCGACAAAGACCUAAAAGCAAUCCCCAACUCGUUAGACUCCGAAACUCAAGUCCUAGAUUUCACCGGCAAUGAUUUGCAAGUUUUACAAAAGGAAACGUUCCACAAACUCGGGCUGUUGGACUUACAGAAAAUUUAUCUGCAGAGAUGUCGGCUACAGAAAAUCGAUAACCAUGCCUUCAGGGGACUCGCGAACCUAGUGGAGUUGGAUCUCUCCAAUAAUUAUAUCACUGUCGUCCCGUCGAACAACUUCGUGUUCUUUCCGUCUCUUAUGAGGCUGUCGCUCAGCAACAACCCUAUCACGAGUAUCAAGAUGCAUUGCUUCCAGCAUCUCGCCUAUCUCAAUACGCUAGAACUGAGCAAUUGCAAAAUUGAGAAUGUCGAACCGGAAGCUUUCUCUGGCCUGAAGCAUUUGGAAUGGCUCCGGCUGAACGGCAAUAGAUUAUCGAACAUUCACGGCGAUAACUUAUUCCCCGACACGCUGCGGGGCAUCGAUCUUCAAAACAAUAAUUGGAAUUGCGAUUGUAAUUUGAGAGAUUUACAUAACUGGCUAUCGAAUUUCAAUAUGCCGCACGCGGUCGAGCCCAUCUGCUCGCUACCUGAGCGUUUGAAAAAACGCACCAUCACAAGCGUAAAUGAAUUAGAUUUAGCUUGCCUGCCAAAACUGACCCCUACAACUGUAUAUUUAGAAACGAAUGUAGGGAACAACGUGAGCCUCGAAUGUAUCGUGAAGGCCGUGCCGGAGGCCAAGUUACAGUGGUUCUAUCAAGGACAACUUAUUCGGAAUUAUUCAACGUCCGCUGCGGAGCCUCAUCAUGUAUUUUACGUCGAAAGCGGUGUUAUAGACAAGAAGAGCGAGUUAUAUAUUUAUAAUAUCGGGAACGAUGAUAACGGUACAUAUGCCUGUAUCGCGGAGAACUCCGCAGGGAAGGUGCGUGCUAAUUACACGAUAAAAAUUCUAGUCAAAGAGGAGCCCGUCGUGAUCGUGGUAACGUUCCCUCAUAGACAUUUAGUGGUGAUAAUAACGGUAGUGUUCUUAAUUAUAGUAUUAUUAAUAGCAAUUAUAGCUGUCGUAUUAUUAAAAUUUAAAACCGAUACAAGAAGUAGAAAGAAGAAAGAGAGUGGAAAGGAUGUGGCAUUGUGUAAUCAAAUAUUACCGUCUAGUAGAAACAACGGAUCUCUACCUAAGAACAACGGAAGUGUCAUAGUGAACGCUCAUUCGCAUCACGCUCUACAUUACACAGUGCAGACAAACCGCGAGUACGAGCCGAGCGAUGCAUACCAAAGCAAUAAUAUGAAAGGCUUUGUCGACAGGAAUCCUGACCUAAUUAGCGACGCGGAAACCGUCGCCAACAAUGCUCAAAAUGAGAACACAGCACUUUCUGUGUACAAAGCGCAAACUGCGAACGACACUUUUGAAGAGGAGACCACAUUCACCGCUCAAACUGUCCCGCGUCAAGUCACAUGGCAAGACCAGCAAACAUUAACUAGUAUGCCUAUUAGCAUGCCUCCCAAUGCUAUGUACCAACAUUCAGCCGACGUGCACCUCAACCCGGGCUGUUUCCUAGAUAACGAAGGCUACCCUUACGACUAUGGCCUGCCGAAACACCCUUGUCGACAACCUAUGAUGACAAAUUACUCCGUGGUCGGACCAUUCUACCAAACCCUUCCUCAUAACAGACCGAAGGGACAGAAGUUAGUCUGCAAAUUUGCGAAAGACAACGAAUUUAAUGCGGUGCCGCCGACUUGUCCCAACUUCGAGGUAUUUAACGCGAAUAAUGUACGCCGAACUUUGGAGGGUUACCCGGUGCCUAGAAAUCGUCCGAUCGCCUUCGUAGGGAAUGGAACCGUGUAUUACAACGAGGAGUUUGUACCUUCGCCGCCGGAAGGUUACAAAACUGAGCCAGUGCAGUGUUGUGCUUCAACCGAAACGUGUUCAAACUGGAAUGCGAAAGGUACUUGUGCUGUGAUGGUACCGAUGGGAAUGCCCGAAGGUCCCGGGAGGUGUUAUCAGGUGGAAACUAGGUGUGUUGACACUCAGACGUCAGACGCUCGGAUGCCAGGGGAAGGGACUGAAAACGUGUUGAAACCACUGCCACAAGUAUCAAACGCCAAAUGUGCUUCGGAUAUAUGUUCGGAAAGCCCCGAUGAGGGGUACGUGGGGGACGCGAACGACAUCUGACGACGUCGUCGGACCGAUAACGCGUAAACAGGGCAAUUUAGACGCUACUAAAGUGAUAAAGCGACUGAAUAUGAGAAUAGUAUUGUAUAUAUGCUUUCUGAGUAUACACGGAACG